Molecule: messenger RNA, 1462 nt
Organism: Cyphomyrmex costatus
Lineage: Eukaryota; Metazoa; Arthropoda; Insecta; Hymenoptera; Formicidae
Exons: 6
Coding region: 313-1182 (289 amino acids)
Source: RefSeq, a predicted model, not a curated record
AAAUAUUAGGAACGGGAGUAAACAUUAAUUAAAUUUAUUAGAAACCGUAUAUUCCGGUAUAACUGGUAUCUAAUGGCCUAAGAGUGGGAUCCUGUAAAGCCAGAGAGAGGCAGGUAGAGAAGAAUGUUUGUACUUUAACUGUUCAAUUUGACAAGUGUUGACAUAUAUGAAUACAAGUGACAGAGAGAGAGAGAGAGAGAGAGAGUCAAAAGAAAACAAUAAAAUAAGAUACACAACGGAUAAAAUAAUAGGAAACGAAACGACAGAAAAAGUUAAAACUAUUACAUUUCUGCAAUAAGCAAUCAACAAACAAUGCAGGAAGAGUCGAAAGACUUAAAAAAUAUUCCAAAAUUAGGAACUAUUCGAAAAAUUCGCAAUGUUGCAAGUACACCAGAAAUUGCAAGAAAUCUGUCGGAGACCUUACCUUUACACAGUGUUUCUAGAACCAUUUCUCGCAGUAGAGUAACCUUGAUGCCAAGUGAUAUUACGCAGUUACAGAAAAUACCGAAAAAGAAAAUUGCUGUAGACAAGCAGCCAAUUAUGCCAUCACAAAUAGUAUUGGAUGCACAAAAGAAAUUAGACAGCGAAGAAUUAGAGCUUGGACUUCGUUAUAAUGAAUAUUUACAAAUUAUGAUGAUGGAUCACAUAUUAAAGAAGAAGAUUCAAGAGAAAAGCCGUAUAAUGGUCAUGCUAAUAGCUGCCAUAGGACAAGAGAUUGCUCAAGAUACACAAAAAUUGAUUAAAAUUAAAACAAGGGAACGCGAUAUAAUAAAUUUAAGUUUAGCACAAAAAGAAGCAGAUGAUCAAUUGAUUGCAGUGACAAAAUAUACUGAAGAUGAAACAUUUAAGAUUGUACAAAAUAUGUUAUCCAAGUUAUAUGUUCUCCUAGAACCUCUGGAUGUAUUGCAAUGUAAAGGUAUAAUGCUUCCUGAAACAGAAAUGGAAUGGAAAGAAAUUCAGGAAAUAUCACGUAAAUGUUCAAAUGUUUUAAAAAGUACUAUAAAUCUAAUAGGAUCAAAAGGCGAAACGUAUUGUGCUGUUAAUGCUGGAUUGAAGAAUUUUACUGAAACAUAUGACGAAAUAAAAGCUCUUCAAAAGAAAUUGGAAGAAGCACUGUGUAAUUUACAAGUACUAAUACUGAAAAAUGCUUCACUUUCAGUUGCAUGUAAUGAUAGUGAAUAGACAGAGACAUGUUGGAAUUGUUCUUUUUCUUAUUUGAAUAUAAAUGUCCCAGGUCCUCGUUGACAAGGUAAACUUGGCCAGUCGUACUAGGCACAGUCAAAGCUGACAACGCUUUCCAAAAAUAUGAUGCAACUAUAUGGGUGUUUACGACAAACCGUUGGAUUUCUAAUCUGUUGGAAUUGUUGUUUGAAGAAAUAGAUUGUGUAUAAAAAUACGAAAAUUGAAUGACUUGGAAACUUUUUUGGUGUUGCAUAAAAUGUAUAGGUGUUGUUGAAUUUCA